Messenger RNA from Hibiscus syriacus, 1313 nucleotides. RefSeq names its product rRNA-processing protein EFG1-like. Gene Ontology annotation, biological process: maturation of SSU-rRNA from tricistronic rRNA transcript (SSU-rRNA, 5.8S rRNA, LSU-rRNA). The record is from RefSeq and is a predicted model, not a curated record. NCBI's taxonomy places the organism in Eukaryota, Viridiplantae, Streptophyta, Magnoliopsida, Malvales, Malvaceae. The transcript is spliced from 7 exons. Gene Ontology annotation, cellular component: nucleolus; preribosome, small subunit precursor. The coding region runs from base 61 to 1089 and encodes 342 amino acids.
AUAUCUCUAAAGGAGCAAGAUCAGUAACAAAAAAAAGUGGGCAAAAAGGUUAGAAACGACAUGGCCCACGGUGGCUAUGGUAAGCGGCGCGUGGUGGAAGGGAAGCGCGUCAUUCGGCGAUCAAAGGGACCUGGCGUAGACAAGAAAUCGAAGCCAAAAGCCGUUUCUCUCAAGAACCAGAUACGCUCCAUUGAACGCAUGCUGCGGAAGGAUCUUCCUCCUGAAGUUAGAGAGGCUCAAGAAAAUAAGUUAGAAGGGCUUAAGAGACAACAAGAAAUCCAUACUCGACUAGCCGUGGAACGAAAAAUCUUCUUGAGGAACAGAAAGAUUAAGUUUUUUGAGAGAAGAAAGAUAGAAAGGAGGAUUCGGCGUUUGGAGAAGCUGCAACGAACUUCAUCUGGUCAGACACAAGACACAGAGAUUGCUAACCAGCUAUCAAAAUUGAAAGAGGAUCUUGAAUAUGUUAGGUUUUUCCCCAAGACCGAGAAAUACGUAUCUUUAUUUAUGGGAUGUGAUGAUUCAGAAGUGGUUGAUAGGAGAAAUAGAUUGCGGACGCAGAUAAAAGCCAACGUAGUUGCUGCUGCUGCCAGCGGGAAAGAUAUGGAAGAGACAGGGAGUGAGGAUGAUGGGCUGUUGGAUUUGAGUGAUGAUUUCUUCUUAAAAGGAUCUUCAAGCGAUGAAGUUGACGCAGACGAUGAAUGGACAGAUAAAAGUACCCGGUACGUAUUAGACAUAGAACAGGCUUCUAGCGCUUCCGGGAAAGCAGCAUCUGGCAUGUCUAGUGAUGAAAGGAACCAGAGACAGGUUUCUGCCAGAGCUUUAAUGCCACCUCCAAGGCCUAAUUCAUUUUCAAAUUUGGUACGUGCAAAAUCAAGGUUUGGAUCUUCAUCCAGCCGAAAUUCAUCCAUGCAGAGAGCUGAAAUGUCCACAUCUAGCAACACAUCAAACAGAAGAAGUGGUUCUUCCUUUAAGGCAGGGGGGUCCUCAAAUUCAAAGACAGGAAACAGUAGUAAUUUAAGUUCAAAUUCUGAUGCUCGCAAACCACGUAGGAAGAGGAGACCAAAAAAGAGAAAGCAACAGGUUUGGUGACCGUGACUUGGAUCUAAUUGUACUUUUUCUUUACUAUUGUUACUUUUCUACAUUUUAUAUGGUGGGAAAUUGGUUUUUAUCAUUGUUUGUGCCUGUCCUGUGUUCCAUUCUUCUUGAGGGCUUGUAAGCUCCUAUCUGGUAUCCUAGUCUUGUACUUUUACUAAAAAUGCAUGCUACAUGGGAUUGCCAUAUCUCAGAAAAUGGAAAGGGCCCUUGAGAUAACA